Dentiscutata erythropus is the source of this 1380-nucleotide messenger RNA. Lineage: Eukaryota; Fungi; Glomeromycota; Glomeromycetes; Diversisporales; Gigasporaceae. The record is from the annotation of a GenBank genome assembly.
AUGUAUCGAAGUGAAGCCGAACAAACGUUUAGAAAAUAUAAUGAAAAAAUCAAAGGAAUUCAAGAAACAAAAAACAAAAACAUUACAUUUGAUUAUCUUAAAGAAAUUUGUAUUUUCCUGAAAAAACAAACCGAUAUUGAGUCUGAGAAAGAAGGAAAUAUGGAGACUUCGUUCAAUAAAUUAUUAAACGGUCUAGAUGAAUGGAAAGAUCAACAAGAGCAAGAAGCAGUAUUCAAAAUUAUCACGGCCAUUGGCACAGCUAUUGGUAGUAUGUUUACAACAAAUUAUGAAGAUAUAGAAUCUGUCAUAGGACUCAUAGGUGAUAUUGGCGAUAGCAUAGUCAAAAUCGUGAAGGUUAUUCAGGAAGUCAACAAACUAGUUAAAUUACUCAACGAAGCACAUACUAAUCCCACAGUUGUAGUUCCUGACAAUGCUCUAUCAGUAAUGGCUUUGGAUUGGGAAGAAUGGAUUAUUAAUGUUAAGAGAGUUUUAGAUAUUAUUCCUGAUAAUGAAAUGCUCACCAAACUAAAGAAAGAUUAUUGUUUAUCUGUUGAAAUUAUGAAAAACCGUGGGAUUGCUCUUAUUGGUGAUAUCUUUACACGAAACAAUCAAGAAGAAAUCGAACAAUUUGUCAAAAGUAGUUUAGAUUUUGGAAAACUUACUGAAACUUUCGAAGCCAGGGUUAAGCUGUUAACUGGACAACUUGUAAGUCUUUUAAUGGACCAGGAUAAAGCAUCACAAUACGAAUACUUUACCGAGCCUAUACUACUAAAUAGUUACAGAAUAAAUAGUAUUUUAGAUGUUGUUAGCAAUCAGCAUGCAUCGAUAAUAAAAGAAUUAAAAAAUGGGUUUCCUACACCACCGAUAGAUUUAAGACAGCCGUACAUAUAUCAUAUCAUCACAUCUUCUGAUACAUUAUCUAAUUACGAUUCCUCCGACUUUUAUUUUGACAUUUCAACAAAUGAUCCGUUUUUUAGAGGUUAUUAUCGGAUUAGAAUAAAUGAGGUUCAGAUUAAUUUAGUGGAUAAUUCAAUAACCACAAGUGAUAAAAAGGUCUAUUUUGAGAUUUACACGAAUGCGUCACCUUUUUACGACAUAGGAUAUAAUUCAAAUUCAAAAGAAUACAAAAAAAUUUCUUAUUUUCUUGAUCAUAAACAAGAUAUACUUUUCAGUGGAUUUUAUGAUAUUGAAAAAAAGAAAUAUGAAGCAAACAAAGUGAAUCAUGAUUUUCGUGGCACAUUCGUACAAAUUACACCAUUUACUGGAUGGCAAAUUCGUAUUCCAAGGGAUCGUGGAAAUAAUAAUCAAGAUCUCAAAUUUUUAUCACAAAAAAUCUCAAUAAACGUUAUUUUUAAAUUAAGUGCUAUUACAGUUAUUUGA